AUGAAGGACAUUAGACGAAUUAAUAAUACUCACUCUAGAAUAUUGUCACAUCGCAAAGAAGGAUCGUUGACAUGGGUAGAAGGUUGGACGAACCCGUACCCCAAAGAAACAGAGGCGUGGCUAGCAGAUCGUGGACUUUAUGAGCUUAUUGAGAUUGGAAAGAGGCUAAGAGCACGACUGUCUUCGUUUCCAUUGUCUUAUGAUACUCAAAAAUUUGUGUUUGAACACACGUGGAAGAUCCGCACACGGCAAAGUGCCGAGGCCUUUGCAUUUGGGUUCUUUGACGGAAUUCAGCCAGUGUACUAUCAUAGUUAUCCGAUUGGAAAUGAUCACGUACUGCGGUUUUACGACAAUUGCCCAAUGUUUGAGAUUCAAGUUGAUAAGAAUAAGAGCGCUACUGUUGAACAUGCGAAAUAUCGCGAUAGUGAGCAAAUGCACAAGAAUCUGGCAAAAUUUCAAGAGUUGUCGGAGUUUUCGGAUGCAACUCAAGAUGAUAUGGAGGCGGCGUAUGCUGGUUGUGCUUUUGAUGUAGCUGUGCUCAAUGUGUUUGACAAUUGGUGUUUAUUUUUCGAUGACGAAAUGCUGCUAUCUAUGGACUACUUUCAAGACCUCAAGCACUUUUACAGGAAAAGUCACGGGUACGCGCUAUCCUACGAAAUUGCGACGCCAUUAUUGCAAGAAAUUUUUCAAACCAUGAAGCAGCGUGUGGAUGGCAAGAACAACGUGGAAGGAUAUUUUCGCUUUGCGCAUGCUGAGACUAUCUUACCUCUAGCCUCGCUUUUGAACGUUAGCUACUUUGAUCGUCACGCCAGCGACCGUGAGGGGCACUUUCGCGCUGAUACGCCGCUAGAGUUAGCACGUCAGCGAAAGUUCAAGAGCUCUGAAUUGGCUCCCUUUUCCGCCAACAUUGGUUUUAUACUCUACGAGUGCGCCGCAGCGACUGAUGGCGAUACUCCAACGUUUAAGGUGAAGACAUUACUUAAUGAGCAGGAGGUCAUUUUCAACGAGUGCAAAGACCAAGUGCUCUGUCCGUUCAAUGUAGUGGAGAAUAUUUUUCGCAGGUGGAUUUACGAGUUUGAUUUCCACAAGCACUGCGCACUUGAAUAG
Molecule: messenger RNA, 1107 nt
Organism: Peronospora belbahrii
Lineage: Eukaryota; Oomycota; Peronosporomycetes; Peronosporales; Peronosporaceae
Source: the annotation of a GenBank genome assembly